Molecule: messenger RNA, 1044 nt
Organism: Raphanus sativus (radish)
Lineage: Eukaryota; Viridiplantae; Streptophyta; Magnoliopsida; Brassicales; Brassicaceae
Product: L-galactose dehydrogenase-like
Exons: 5
Coding region: 1-951 (316 amino acids)
Biological process (GO): L-ascorbic acid biosynthetic process
Cellular component (GO): cytosol
Molecular function (GO): L-galactose dehydrogenase activity
Source: RefSeq, a predicted model, not a curated record
AUGGAGCUUCGUCCUCUGGGGAAUACAGGGCUUAAGGUUAGUGCAGUUGGGUUUGGUGCAUCUCCGCUCGGAAGUCAUUACAGUCAAGUCGCCGAAGAUGAUGGCAUCGCCGCCGUGCGUGAGGCUUUCCGGCAUGGCAUCAACUUCUUCGACACCUCCCCGUAUUAUGGAGGCACAGUUUCUGAGAAAGUGCUUGGUAAGGCGCUCAAGACUCUACAAGUACCUAGAAGUGACUAUAUUGUGGCGACCAAGUGUGGAAGAUAUGGAAAAGGUUUUGACUUCAGUGCUGAGAGAGUAAGAAAGAGCGUCGACGAGAGCUUGGAGAAUCUUCAGCUAGAUUAUGUUGACAUACUUCAUUGCCAUGACAUUGAGUUCUGGUCUCUUGAUCAGAUUGUGAGUGAAACAAUCCCCACCCUCCAGAAACUGAAACAGGAAGGGAAGAUACGUUUCAUUGGUAUCACUGGUCUUCCGUUUAAUAUUUUCACUUAUGUUCUUGAUAGAGUGCCUCCAGGGACGAUGGAUGUGAUAUUAUCAUACUGCCAUUACAGCAUAAAUGAUUCAACGUUGCUUGAUAUGUUACCAUACUUGAAGAAAAAAGGUGUGGGUGUGAUAACUGCUUCUCCAUUGGCAAUGGGUCUUUUUACGGAACAAGGUCCUCCUGAAUGGCACCCUGCCUCUCCUGAGAUCAAGUCUGCGUGCAAAGCAGCAGUUACUCAUUGUAAAUCAAGGGGUAAGAAGAUCACAAAGUUAGCACUGCAGUACAGCUUAGCAAACGAGGAGGUUUCAUCUGUUCUGGUUGGGAUGGGCUCUGUCUCAGAGGUAGAAGAAAACGUUGCAGCAUUUACAGAGCUUGUUGGUUUGGGGAUGGAUCAAGAAACUCUAUCUGAAGUUGAAGCUAUUCUCGAGCCUGUAAAGAAUCUGACUUGGCCGAGCGGAAUCAAUCAAAACUAAAAGCCUUCUUGGAGUACUUGAUUUGUGGUAUUAUUAGUAAAGUAUCAAACUAAUCACAAAAUCAUAGAUUUGAUUAUUGAUGUGUUUUCAAUU